CACCCACGAAUGAAAGUUAGAACCCCACGAUCGAUUGCGAUAUCUCCAAUUUAGGGUUAGUUUAGUUUGUGAAAUUGUAUCGGACACCUCAACAUAGUUAUUAUAAAUAUAUAUUCAACUGGUAUAAAACUGACGAACGCAGAUAAGUUAAUGGUAGUUUGUAUAUAAAUUUUAUCGAAAUAAACAUUAUUUAUAACUAAAAAAUUUGCGAAGAAAAAAAGAGAGAUAAAGGCGUCAGACACCCUUUCGGCAGCUGAACCAUUCUAGGUCGUGGCAACACAGGUUACCGACCAAAAUAUUACAGCACCAACUGCAGAAUAGAUACUUCCUUUCUACUUGAUAAUCCGCCGCCGCCACAACGGGCUGUUCUUUCAUCGUCGUCGUUGUCGUCGCCGCCGCCUCAUGAAACACAUCUCUCAUUGCGCUGCAAGGACAUUGCUGUAUCAACAGUAGAAGAAGCAGUAUCGCCAAAAAUAUUGUUGGAAUAAGCUUGUUUUGAUAAUUUCUUGACUUCAGACGUGCCAUGAUAAAUAUACAGAUAUUGUUCUGAAUUUUAUGCAAAAAACCUUUGUGCUGCAUAGGUGAAAGAAGGUGAAUUUUAGUUUCUUAUAUAUAUGGUCUGGUUUUUUUUACAUAUAUGGUGUUUGUUACAAAACUCACGUUCCAUCCAUCUCCCUCGUCUUCAGCAUGUACCAAACUCCCUGAUUCUUUGUUAACUCUCCACUUAUUUAUAACUUCAACUCGACUAUCUGAAACUCGGGAGGCACUAUUCUAUAAAUAAAAUGUGGUCUUAAUUUUUUAUUUAAAAUCUAACAAAAUUUAAAUACAACAUAAUAAACAAAGUUAUUAUAAAAAAAUUUAAAAUAUAUAUCUAAUAUGAUUGUUAAUAAAGAGUGAUUACUGUUUUACAUAGAAAGAUGAAUCAACAUUUGAUAGAUUGGAUCAAAUGGAAUGAGAAGAAAAGAAUACAAAUAAUAACUAAACGGACAAUUAAUCGUUUGAAUAGGUGGUUAAAUAAAGAAAUCAGAACAAAAUUUCGUCCCCUCAUGUAGUCCAUUCGUUUUUCAAAUUAUUAGUGAAAUCUUUCAAAAAUACAAAGUAUUAACCAAACGUUAACUCCCCGUUAGCAGUUUUGUCGGUAACGUUCACUUGGUAACAUGAUGCUGAGUUGAAAGAGACACGUGGCGGUCAAUAUUUUAGUAUUUUAAUUAAGAGAAGAGUUGCAAAAUUACUGACGAUGACAGAGGAACGACUAUUAUUUUUAAGAAAAAUAUUUUUAAGAAAUUUGAAAGGUUUAAUUAAUAAAUUAUAUUUACUCAUUUCCUUUUUAACAUUUGAUCGACAUGUAAAAUUCUCUUUUCAAUAAAUAUGGUCAAGUUGAUUUCUGAAUUUUAAACUAUCAUGUAAAAUGGUCAAGUUGAAGUUAUAAAUCAGUGGAGAGUUAACAAAGAAUCAGGGAGUUUGGUACAUUGUUGCUGAAGACGAGGGCGAUGGAACGUGAGUUUUGUAACCAACCAACACAAGGUAAUAUAUAGUGAUAGAGGAGAAGUCGGAGUUUGUUAAUUAACUUAACUCUCAAUAAUGGAGACAUAACGUAAGAGACAAGUCCAUAUAUAUAUAAGAAACUAAAAUUCACCAUCUUUCACCCAUGCAGCACAAAGGUUUUCAAAGAAUACAGAGUAUUACCUUUAUAUAUAUUAAUCAUGGCAGCUUUGCAGUCAAGAAAUUAUCAAAACAAGCUUAUUCCAACAAUAUUCUUGGCGAUACUGAUUCUCUCGAUAUCCGUACAACAGUGUCCUUGCAACGCAACUAGAGAUGUGUUUCAUGAUGAGCCGGCGGUGACAACAGCGGUGAAAGAACAGCCAGCUUCGGCGGCGGAUUAUCAAGUAGAAGGGAAGUAUCCAUUCUGCAGUUGGUGCUGCAAUAUUUUGGUUGGUAACCUGUGUUGCCACGACCUAAAGUGGUUCAAAUGCGGACGAGGAAUCUGAUGCCUUUAUCUUCUUUUUUUUCUCUCACAAUGUUUGAGUUAUAAAUAAUGGAUUUUUUAAUAAAUUUUGUAAACAAACUACCGUAACUUAUUUGAUUUUGUUCUUUUUAUGCCGGUUGAAUAUAUUUUAAUUUUAAUUUUAAUUUUUUUUCCUCCGUUGAGCCACGAUUAUAUCACUAAAAUACAAUUAUGCUAGUGCGCUCAGACAAUUUCACAAACUGAACCGCUAAAUGUCAUCCUAACUUACCUAAACUCGACUUAAAAAGAAAAAUUACAUAAUCACCCUCUGCACCGCUACUCUCCUCGCUUCCCAACUCUUGUCUAAGUGCAUGGUCUCUAUCACAACGCUGCUAGAGCUCCACACCGCUUCACAUAACACCAUCUUAAUUCAUUGCCACUAAAGAGAGUCUUCAUAAACUUUGAGAGGUUGCUCCCUUUCAUGCAUUAGUCUCAAUGAUAUUUGUCGAUCGAUCCACAAAUAAUCCGUGCAGGGUAUGGGUGAUUGAUGUGUGUGGAUUGUGAAUUGGUAAAUCUUCUACUCACACUUAUUAGAAUGGGUGGUGUGUGGAUUGCGGGACUACUAUUAUUGGUCACUAUGUUGUCUAAUGUCCAUUAGUUAUUGUUAUGCAAAUUAUUAAUAUUAAUUAAAUUAAUGUCGGAAAAAUGGCCUGAAAUCGAUGAUGAUACCCCUUUCGAAUCUGCAAAAAAUGUACCCGGAAGAAAUCAGCCGAAAUCGGUGCCUAAUGGACUUAAUUAUCGUUGAAGAAUGGUCUUUCGAAAAAAAUCACCCCAAAAAUUACGAAAAUGCCAUCCCAAAAUAAAUUGGCCAAAUUCGGUGCUUAAUUGACUUAAUUUUCGGUCGAUAAUAGGAUCAAUAGACUUCAUUAUCGGUAGAGAACAGCAUCGGGCUGAAUCCGUUAUAUGUAGCCUCCAAAAUCAAAAGAAAAUGGCACUUCGGAAAGUCGUCUGAAAUCGGUGAUGAUACCCCUUUCGAAUCUGCCAAAAAUGUACCUGGAAGAAAUCAGCCCAAAAUCGGUGCCUAAUGGACUUAAUCAUCGUUGAAGAAUAGUCUCAGGCCGAAUCCGUGAUCUGUAGCCUACAAAAUCCAAGGAAAAUGGCCUUUCGAAAAAAAUCGAGCAAAAAAAUUGCGAAAAUGGCAUCCCAAAAUAGAUUGGCCAAAUUCAUUACUUAAUGGACUUAAUCUUCGGUCGAGAAUAUGAUCAAUAGAUUUCAUUAUCGGCGGAGAACAGUCAGGUUGAGUCCUUUAUUUAUAGCCUUCAAAAUAAAAAGAAAACGACAUUUCAGAAAAAUCGCCCGAAAUCGUUGAUGAUACCCCUUUCGAAUAUGUCAAAAAUGGACCCGGAAGAAAUCUGACCAAAUUGGUGCCUAAUGAAAUUAAUCAUCAUUG
This is a messenger RNA of Linum trigynum, 3395 nucleotides long. NCBI's taxonomy places the organism in Eukaryota, Viridiplantae, Streptophyta, Magnoliopsida, Malpighiales, Linaceae. The record is from the annotation of a GenBank genome assembly.